GAUAGGUUAUAUUCGUGAUUUGACUUCUGUGCGUGUUAUUUCGCCUAUGGUGACUGGCCUCAAGUUAUUGAUGAUAGAAACCUGAGAAAUGAAAUUAGAAUUGUAUUUUCUUAUGAUCGUGGUCAUAAUUUCAAUAGUCUAGUGAAAUGGUGCUUUCACGACAGCUGGCAACUCGGGGGCAAAAACUCGGAGCUCGUUUUUCCUGAGUUCCCAGUUGACGUGAAAGCACUGAAGUCGGAGAUUUCCGAGUUCAGCUGAUUUUUGAACGCGACAAACGUCCAGACUUCGGUCAAUGACGCACAGACAGGAGCGCACUUUGGAACUGCAGGACUCUUGAGUAACCAUGCAGACAAUUGACGUUCUGAAACAGGCCCUCUCCAGCCUGGAUCCUACCCAGCAGCAGCAGCUCUUGGUGGCCGGGUCUGCGGUGACCGUGGGCGGGCUGCUGACCUGUUAUUACUGGGUGUAUCAAGGCACGAAGACCAAGCGCAUUCCAAUAGGGGAUGGGUGGUGGGGGGCAGGAGAGAAGCCUCAGUCAGAGGAUAAGAAGGUUUUCCCCUUUCAGGUCCAGACUUCCGAUGAAGAGAUACAGGACUUGUAUGACCGUAUUGACAGGACCCGGUACACUGAACCACUGGAGGACACAGGCUUCCAGUACGGCUUCAACUCUACCUACCUGAAGAAGGUGGUCUCCCACUGGAGGCAUCAGUUUAACUGGAAGAAGCAGAUUGCAAUACUCAACAAGUAUCCUCAAUUCAAAACCAAUAUCGAGGGAUUGGAUGUACACUUCAUCCAUGUGCGUCCACCUCACCGUGAGGGCCAGAGGGUGUUGCCUCUAAUGCUGGUGCAUGGCUGGCCUGGCUCUGUCUAUGAGUUCUAUAGGAUCCUGCCCUUACUCACUAACUCGCUGGACAGUCUGGUUUUCGAAGUCAUCUGCCCCUCCAUCCCAGGAUAUGGCUUCUCCGAGGCCCCUCAUAAGCAAGGGUUUAACUCUCUGGCUGCAGCGAGGGUCUUCCACAAGCUGAUGGAGCGUCUGGGUUUCUCAGACUAUUAUCUGCAGGGAGGAGACUGGGGCUCACUCAUCACUACUAACAUGGCCCAGAUGAAGCCAGAGUGUGUGAAGGGUCUCCACCUCAACAUGUUAACUAGCAAAAUGAGGGGGUUCGGUGUCCUGAUUUCAAUCCUGAUUGGCCGCUACCUGCCCUGGCUGGUUGGGUUCACCCGGGAGGAUGUCAGGAGGUUGUUUGGUUCAGUAGGUUUCAUGGAAAGGAACUUCUAUGAGAUCAUCAGAGAGACUGGCUACCUGCACAUCCAGGGCACCAAGCCAGACUCCGCUGGUUGUGGAGUGAAUGACUCUCCAGUAGGCCUGGCUGCUUACAUACUGGAGAAGUUCUCCACCUGGACUGACUUCAACAACAGGGACUUGGAAGAUGGGGGGCUGGAGAGGAAGUUCACCCUGGACGACCUGCUGACCAACAUCAUGAUCUACUGGACCACCGGCUCCAUCGUGUCCUCCAUGAGGUUCUACAAGGAGAACUUAAAGACCAACAUUGACAACAGACUGGAUAAUCACACGGGGGUGUAUGUGCCUACAGGUCUGGCGGCGUUUCCCAACGAGCUAAGGCACGUGCCCCAGGUGUGGGCUAGAGCCAAGUUCAGGAACAUCUAUUCCUACUCUUACAUGCCCCGAGGAGGCCACUUCGCUGCCUUCGAGGAGCCACAGCUCCUGGCUGACGACCUGCUGCAGUUUGUGAAGAAGGUGGAGAAGUUGUAGAGUUGAUGGAUACAAGAGGUUGACUCUCCUCUCCUGCCAAGUGCCUGGAAGAAAAACCAGCAGGACUGCAGAACGUGAUGACACUACAGCUUGGAAUUAGCUUUGUACUAAAAACAUUUCAAUGUUAAUCUAAUAUUUUAAAAAUCAGAAGCACUGUCUGAUUAUCAGGUAAAUACUUGGGUCAAUCAGUGAUGUUAACACUGCAAUAUGAUCAUGCUCAGUGAUUGUGUAAUAUUAAGGCUAUACAGUCAAAAUAAUGGACCAAUACUGUAAUAAUGAAAUGAUCAGCACUUCAAUACUGAUGUCUUCCAGAUUGCAAAAAAACUGUGUGAAAUCACAGAUGUCUGUUCUUGUCUUGUUGCAAUAAUGCACUACUGCUAUAGCAUACUUAUACUACUGCUAUAGUAUACUUAUACUACUGCUAUAGUAUACUAUACUACUGCUGUACUGCUAGUAUACUAUACUACUGCUGUACUGCUAUAGUAUACUAUACUACUGCUGUAAUCAUGUCUAUUGUGGUGACCCUGUAAGGCAGGGAUGUCAAACUCAUUCUACAGAGGGCCAAGUGUCUGUGGGUUUUCCUUUCAAAUAAGACCGCGACAACAGGGUGAGAGGAGUUCCUUACUAUUUCGUGACCUUUAUUCAUUAAUCAAGUACAAGGGAGUAGCGACAACACCUGUAGACACUCGGCCCUCCGUGGAACGAGUUUGACACUUCCUGUUUAGUGUCUGAUAUUAGUGGGGCUGAUUCCCAGGAGUGACCUGGACACAGCUUGAGUUUAGUCCUGGACUAAAAAUAUAUUUCAAUGGUAGUGUUCCAUUGAACAUGGUUUUUAGUCUCAGUCUAGAUUAAGCCUAAUCUAUGUCCCGGAAACCAUGAUGAGUUUUCUGUGGACCCCAGGAAGACCAGCAGUCACCAAGGGGUCAGCUUAUGAGGAUCCAAAUGAACAAAUUAAAUUAACAUCCACAAGUCAAUAACUCAGAUGUUGAACAAGAUUAAACCUUUGUAUGCUGCAAAA
This is a messenger RNA of Oncorhynchus gorbuscha (pink salmon), 2792 nucleotides long. It is a transcript of the gene ephx5, whose product is annotated as epoxide hydrolase 5. Gene Ontology annotation, molecular function: epoxide hydrolase activity. The record is from RefSeq and is a predicted model, not a curated record. Lineage: Eukaryota; Metazoa; Chordata; Actinopteri; Salmoniformes; Salmonidae. Bases 344 to 1774 code for a protein of 476 amino acids. Gene Ontology annotation, biological process: arachidonate metabolic process; epoxide metabolic process. The transcript has 9 exons.